CUUUCCUUCUUUCGUAGAUUUUUGAGUACAUAUGUGUGAAUACAACUUCUCAAUAUCAUCUGAACACUUCCUUUCCUUUUUUCUUGUCUAUCUAUUUAGCUUUUUGUAAUUCUGCAAUCCUGUAAGUACCUGCUAUUUGUUUCAAGUAAAAGAAUGUAAUUUUCCAGGAAACUGUAAUCUUGCGGUUUCUUGCUCUUUUUGCAUAAAGUGUGAAGAUAAAAAGCUGCGGUUGUCUUCUGUAAUCAUGAAAAGCAGAACGAUCUGGAGUUCAGACAAACUGGAUUUUUUAAAGGAGAUUUCUUCCUCAGCCUUCUUGAAAGAUCCUGUUUGUAGCACAGUGUCAAAACAUUUUUUUUUAAGUCCAUUGAAAGGGAUGUCAACAGUGACUCAAGGUAGAAACAAGAAAAAUGGAGGUGAGCACCGGAAACCGGCAUUACUGCUGAAGGAAAUAUGCAAAUGCAUCCUCUAUCUCAUCUCAUCUCUCUCUUUCUCUCCCUGUUUUUCUUGCUUACUCUCUCUCUGAUCUGCUCCCCCUCAUCUUGCCCAAAAGUUAGAGGUAUCCCCUUGCUUUGACAGGUGGAGGACCGUGCCUCUUUGGAGGUUUCUUCUGCCCUUUGAUGCCUUUUUGCAGUGCUAGUUAGUUUGAGUGGAGUAUGCCAUAGAAAUGAGGCAUUGUACCAAAAUACUGGAUGUGGGAGUUAAUUCUAAGGUUGCAGCAAGGAAAGCUCUGCGUGUCUAAAGCCUUUAUGUUUUAGACAGACAAUAGCAUGGUUAUUUAUGUCGACUACCAAGGGGACUGUGACCCCUCAGACUAGCAGGAACUCUCCAACUCUGUGAGUGAAGAGCAUUCUUGUGACUUCUCACUUGAUGGGAAAAGGCAAUGUCUUGACUGACUUCCUGAGCAGAUACAACGGUGGGACGCAUGAAUGAUAUCUCUAGUCACUGUUCCAAGCUGAGUUGGAAGCCCAAACUGUAACGCUUCACUGCCAGAAAAAAUGCCAGUGUUUCAAAACUACUUGACAGUAAACAGAACACAAUACUGAUGUCAUCUGGACUGGGACUGGGAAAUAAUCUCACGUCCAUGUUCUCAAUGCAUUUAUCGAUGUAGAAAGUCAAUGGGACAGAGCUAGAACGCUCUUGGUGACGGAGUUGGCAGCUUUGCCUUUUAAUCAUUCUGGAUCUGAUGUCAAGACCAUGAAACCUACUUCCAGUUCAUUUGGUCUCUUCUUUACUAGUGAGGGAAGCUCUGUUUUGAUCAUGUAUGUCUCAAUAUGCCAUGAUGCUUCUGCAGUGCUUUGGGCAUUAGAUUAUUAUUCUGAAAGUCCAAGAGUUCUUUGGGGAAGAUGCCUGCAUUUGGGCAAACUCACUUGAAGUGGGAAAGAUUCUCUGUCUUGCAAUGGACUUGAAAAAUCUUGGCAUUUGAAGGAGUUACAACUAACUUUUGGUUUGACAAGGUUCUGUCUGUUUGCUGUUUUGAGUUCCUAUCUUCACCUGCAAAAAAUUUGUAUUUACUCUGCAGUUUUCUCUGGUGCUGUUUCUGUGCAUUCCUCCUUGUUUUUGAAGCCUUUUCCUUCAUAGACUUAGGCUUCUGUUCUCAUAAAUGUAUGUACGUUGAUAGCAUUUGAGUUUGGGUUUUUUUCAUCUCUUUGAAGAUGACCACCUUUGUAGUCUAUAUCUGCCUAAAGAAUGAGCGGGCAGGUGAGAUGCAAGCAUUUGAGUUGAUCACCCUACAUCUUAUUCCACAAAGUAAAUGUGUUCUGCAUCUUAAUUUCUUUUUUGUAUGUAUGUGUCUGAAGUAAGUUCUGCUUCCAUCUUGCCAUGCAACUAAUCUGCCUGUAUUUUCCUGAAGCUUUCCUGAAAUUCAUGCUUCAUAGCACUAAGGAGGGGUAUUAAUAGUAACAGGGAGAUGGGAAAGCAAAAAAUAUGGCUUCUUUGUGAAAUCUGGAGAUAAUGUUUUUCUUUUUUAGAAUGAAAGGCCCUGUAAGUAGAAGAGGAGGAUAAUGUAAGGUGUUUUCUUGGGUCUUUUAACUUAUUUUUAUCUGAAAAGGAUGCCAUUUCUUGCUACUCUGUGAUGUAAAAGUUGGACAUUAUUUUCAGAUAGUCUGUGGUAUUCUGAAAUGCUAACCCCAAAUGUACACUGAGUAGAUCAGUAUGAUUUUUGCCAGUGAAGCUCCUGAAGGUUAGAUCUGGCAUUUUUCAGUAGUUAAUCUGCUUCUAAGGUGUAGCAGUGCUGGGUAUACAAUUCACUGAUGCACAUUAAUUAAAAUAUCUAUGCUGUGUUCACUUAUGCUAUCUUUCGUUUUUCUUUUUCUUUUAUCUUUUCUUUGUUAAGCAUUGCAGGCUGUAUGUACCGAGUAGUUCAGACGACGGGACCAGAUGGAAAAAACCUUCUGAAAUUACUUCCAAUUUCUAAAUCUUCUGGAAGCUUUGUGCCAAUAGUUCAGUCUUCAGCCAUGCCAAAUAAUUCUAAAGCGAAUAUUUCUAGUCCAGUCCAUCUUACUUUUAAGACACAGCUUGCCAAUACUACUGCACCUUCAUCUGUUAAGAUACCUGUUUUUCAGUCUCCUAAUCCUGGAAAGAUUAUUCUUACAAGGACAUUAGACAAUCAGGAAAGUGUUAGGGCAGGUUCUGAAAGAGAAAGCUUAAUUCCAAAAUCAGCUGCUAACAUCCAGAGCAGUUGUGUUUCAGUUGAUAGACUGUCUUUGCAGAACAUUGCUGUAACAAGUUCAUCUAACCAGAGUAACACUGCAUACAUGUUGGUAAACACAAAAAGUCUUCCAGUUACUGUGAAGUCUCCAGUACUGCCCUCUGGCCACCACCUCCAGAUACCAGCUGAUGCAGAAGUGAAAUCUGUCCCAGCUUCUUUUUUACCACCUGCAAUACAGCAAAAAAUACUUGCAGCUGCAGCAACAAAUGUGUCUGGAGGAGCUGACAGUACAAAAAUGCCAACUGUUAUAUAUGUGUCACCAGUGAACACAGUGAAAACAGUACUUCCCAAGCGUUUGCAAGCCAUUUGCCCAAAACCUGCCACAGAAGUUUCAAAAACAUUAAUAAUGACAGCUACACAAAAGGGAAAUAGUUCUUCUCCUGAGACAGUAACAUCUGAUGGUCAGCAGUGUCAGCAAACGCCAAUGAAAUGGAUUGUGCAAGAAAGUCCACAGUCAUCAGCGCCUUGCCUUAUUCCUGUAAAGUCAUCUAAUAAUAUGGCUUCCAAGAUCUUGAAAACUUUGUCAGACAUGAAGAAUGUAGAAGCUAACUCUGCAAAUAUUUUACCACUCUGUUCUAGUGGUCCUGGUGGAAGCCAAACAAAAAUCACACCUAUUAAAGAUAAUGCUCUGGUCAUGUACAAUGGGAAAGUCUAUUUGUUGACCAAAAGAGGCUCUGAUGUUCUGUCAGCCCAAGCUGACAAACAAGCAUCUUCUUCUUCUGAUGCUUCACUUAAAAAGCAGACAUCCAAGCUAAUUGAUUCUACUGCAGUCAAUAAAAUAACCAAUAAAGUAGUGAACCUUGUAUUGUCAAAAAGCAAAGGAAUGGUGCUGUCUCAGAAAGAUCCAAAACCAUGUACAAACUCAAAAAUUUCUUCACCAGCUGGCUUAAGAAAUGAUUUAAAAUCUGCACCUGCAGCUCUGGUGACACCAAGUGCUAAUCAGCAGGAUUCCACUGUAAACCAGAGAAAGAGUUUGCCCUUCACCGAGAGCAUUUCAAGUGGAGUGACCCCUAUUACAGCAGUAGGGACACAGGAAAAUGUAUGCCAAAAUGGCAAAGAAAAGAUUGAUUCCCCCAAAGCAGCAAGUGCUGUUUUACCUCAGUCUAAGCAAGAGUGUGCUUUCAGUGAAGACUGGCAAAAGAUCCAGUGUGAAAAGAUGGAUUCACCAGGAAAGGUUAUUAAAAUCAAACACCAAGAGAAGCCACAUUGGAAACAAUACUUGGAAUUAAGGAAAAAAUUUGGUCUCUCUAAGGAGGAGAGAGUGUACCUUAAAAGAAUACCAUUAAGGACCCCCUAUGAGAAACCAGAAGAAAGGUUUUUUUCCAGUAACAGCUUGAAAAGGAAAAAUGACUCUUGCAGUUCUUCAUCGUUAGAUGUGGAAAUAACAAAUCAACGUCAGGAAUGUGUUAAAGAAGAAAAGAUAAUUGUGGAUUUGGAAGAGGAUUUGACUAAGAAAAGAAAAAUAAAAUCCUCACCACUGUCAGACAGUGGAAAGAGAAGGAAAACUUCAGUCAAAUCAACCACAAGUCCAAGUUCAGAAAAUACCACCUCAAGUGUCAGUGUACUUAACAGAAGUGUUUCACCCCCACCAGUCUUACCGCAGCAAGGUAUUUCCACAGACUUUGUUACAUCGUCUCUAGGGAGGGACUCUGAGCAAGACCCAUACUCUCAAUAUACUGACAUUACAGACUUUAGUAUUCCAGUUUUAGUGUCUUGUGAAGGUGAUACUUCAGUUCUUGAAGGUUCUUUCCGAGAUGAUGCUUUCCCUUUGACUCCCCCAGACUUGGAUGAAACAAUACGGGAUGAAAAAAUAAAACGACUUAAACAGCUCUUAAGAGAACGGGAAGCGGCACUUGAAGAGAUGCGUAGAAAAAUGCAGCAAAGCUGAAAUACUGAAGCUGGUGAUCUGGACCAUAUUCAUCUUCAUUUCAGUGACUUCAAGAAGAAAUUCCUUGUUUAAACAAAUGUGAAUAUUUCUGGUAGAUGGAAGAUCUUAAUGAGGUUUACAGUAUGUGUUUAUUUAGAAGAGUAUAGGUUUCUUGUUAAAUACCGGAAAUAAAAGACUUGGACCAUCAAACUCUGCUUCUGGGACAUUAUAUGUAUCAAAGAAUGCAGAUAGGCAUUUUUAUUAGUCUGUUCUUUAUAUUUUGAAUUGAGGGGUUUCUGUUUUAGUCCUAGCAAAUAAACUUUCCCACUUUGGAAUUCCAUGGCCUAGCUCUUAGAAACUGAAUGUAAAUUGCAAACCCCAAUUGUAGAUAUUUUUUUGUUUUCCUAAUGUGCAUGACAACUUUUGUGAAUUCCUGAGAACUGUCAAUUGUCAUAAAAGGUCAAUGGUCAGUGUUUAAUAAAUGCUAUUUAAGUGAUCUUGGAGUUAGACUUUAGGCAGUAAUAAUGCAGAUAUUUAUACAAAACCUCUUACAGAUGUGAAGACGGAAGCAGUAGAAACCCCUGCUGACAGUUAUCUAGUUAUGUGUCUCUUUCUUACUGUUAUUAUUGUAAGCCUUUAUAAGGCCUUUUGCCAGCUGUGCAAUGAAGUUCGGUUGUGAGGUUAUUUUUUGUGGGGGGAGGUGCAUUUUUUUUUUAAACAGAAUUAUGUUGAAUAAUAACUUGUUGAAGCAAAAAAGGCAUAUUUCUUUAUCCAGGAGUGGUAUCUUCAAUAA
This is a messenger RNA of Haliaeetus leucocephalus (bald eagle), 5367 nucleotides long. RefSeq names its product ligand dependent nuclear receptor interacting factor 1 (gene LRIF1). Gene Ontology annotation, biological process: regulation of DNA-templated transcription. The coding region runs from base 2346 to 4595 and encodes 749 amino acids. The record is from RefSeq and is a predicted model, not a curated record. Lineage: Eukaryota; Metazoa; Chordata; Aves; Accipitriformes; Accipitridae. The transcript is spliced from 4 exons. Gene Ontology annotation, molecular function: nuclear retinoic acid receptor binding.